Messenger RNA from Monoraphidium neglectum, 1500 nucleotides. RefSeq lists its product as hypothetical. NCBI's taxonomy places the organism in Eukaryota, Viridiplantae, Chlorophyta, Chlorophyceae, Sphaeropleales, Selenastraceae. The record is from RefSeq and is a predicted model, not a curated record. Bases 1 to 1500 code for a protein of 499 amino acids. The transcript is spliced from 4 exons.
AUGCCCCCCUCAUCUCGUGCGCCCCUGCAGCGCUCGGAGUCUGGCGGCGGCACAGGCACAGGCACGGGCACGGGCACCCCCGCCUCGUCGUCGGGCGGCGGCCGGCCGAGCAGCAGCGCCGGCGACGCCAGCGGCGACAGCGGCGGCGGCGCGGGGCGCGCGCGGGGGAAGGGGCGGGGCGGGCGCGCGGCGGGGGUGGCCCAGAACCCUGUGCUGCAGCCGGGGGCCAAGCCGCCCAAGAUCCCAAAGCUGCCUAUGGUCAAUUUCCAAGGCCGCUGGUACCGGGCCAAGGUGCUGAAAGAUAUCCAGGGCAGCCCCGGGCGCGUGCUGCUGGAGUACACCGGCUUUGCUUUCGAGGGCGGCCCGGUGUGGCUCGACAAGGCCAGCCCGCGGCUGUGGCGCGGCAGCUACAAGGGCAAAGACUGGCGGUAUCUGGGGGAAGGUGCCUGGGAGCCCAAGGCGACUAAGGCGGGCGCCCACGCCGCCAAGCGCCGCGCCGGCGCCGGCGCCCGCAGCGGCGCCAAGCAGCAGCAGAGCCGCAGCGGCGCGGCCGGCACCGACAGCGACGCGCCCCCGCCGCCUCCGCCGCCGCCGGCGCCCGUGUCCAUGGCGGAGGGCGCGGAGCGGCGCAGGCAGCAGCGGGGCGGGGAGGGCGCGGGCAAGGGCGCAGGCGUGGCCGCGGGGGCGCGGCCUGCGGCGUCGUCAGAGGGGCCGCGCGGCGGCGAUGAGGGGCAGGGCCCGUUGGUCGCGGUCAAAAACGAGCCUCGAGCGGAGGAACGCGAGCAGCAGCAGCAGCAGCAGCAGCAGCAGGAGCAGGAGCAGCAGCAGCUACAGCAGCAGCAGGAGCAGCAGCAAGAGGAGCAAACCGAUGUGAAGCCGAUCGGCGCGAACGGGGAUGCGGCCGACGGCCCCGUCGCCGACGCUGCACCGACAACCGCCCAAGCCGCCGCCGCCGUUGACGGCGGCGAAGGGCGCGAGGGCGCGGCGGCGUCGGGGUCGGAGGCAGAGGCCGAGCAGCGGCGCCCCGCCAAGCCGAAAGGCAGGGGCGCGGCGUCAAAGGACGGCCGCAGGGGCCGCGACGCCGCGGCGGCGCAGAAGCGGCGGCCGCGCAAGCAGCAGCGGCGCGAGCCCGCCGCGGCGCCGCGCGACGCCGACGGGCGCGGCGGCGGCGGCGGCCAGGGGGGCGAGGCGGCCGUUGUUGACGGCGGGGCGCUUCCAGCGGCGCCUGAUGCGUGUGAGGCGACACCAGCUGCGGAGGAGCAGCAGGAGGAGGCGUGUCAGACGCAGGGUCCCGAGGGCGAGCCCGACGGCGGGCCGGAGGCGGGCGCGGCGCCGAUGGAGCUCGAAAUCGAGCGGAAAGAGGAGCCGUUGCUGCAGCAGCCUGCGGAGGCGCCGGGCUCGCCGCGGGUGCCGCAGGCGCUGCCGGAGGAGGUGCAGCCGCAGCAGGCGCCUCCGGAAGCUGAUCAGACAAAGGUGGAGGAGGCGCAAGCGGCCCCGUAA